This is a messenger RNA of Acanthochromis polyacanthus (spiny chromis), 4757 nucleotides long. Its product is annotated as oocyte zinc finger protein XlCOF28-like. Gene Ontology annotation, molecular function: RNA polymerase II cis-regulatory region sequence-specific DNA binding; DNA-binding transcription factor activity, RNA polymerase II-specific. Bases 2818 to 3963 code for a protein of 381 amino acids. The record is from RefSeq and is a predicted model, not a curated record. The transcript has 4 exons. Gene Ontology annotation, biological process: regulation of transcription by RNA polymerase II. NCBI's taxonomy places the organism in Eukaryota, Metazoa, Chordata, Actinopteri, Pomacentridae.
GGAGGCCAUCAUGUCAGACUUCAGCGGUAAUGUCUCUGCGCGUCUAUUCAUGUCUUUACGGUAAAACUCUUCGCCACACGGAAGAAAGGAGCAGUUAGCUUCUAGAAACACACAGGGAUGUAAAAAUUAUACUGCGUCGCCUCUUUUCUCCUUUUUUUUAUAGAAACCUUCUGCGCUGAGGGAGCCUCUGUUUACAUUUUCCUCUCGUGUUUACUUUGUGCGACUGAACAUGGCGACGUGCAUCCCCUUCCAAACACAGUUAUCCUCAAUAAUGGAGGUUCUGGUGAAGGCAGCAGUAGCAGAAAUCUCCAAACUAGUCGAUGACAAAUGUGCGUUUCUGCACCUGGAAAUCUCCCGAAAGCAAAGCGAGAACGAGAUGCUGAAGAGGAAGCUGCUGCUGAUGGAGAACAAGAACCGGCAGCUGCAGCGGGGAUUCGAGGACUACAUGGACCGGGGACCUGAUGAGGGAAACAACUGUCCACAUCCCACAGCAGGAGAUAUUAAGGUCUGUGUCGGUUUUAUUAUCUAGAAACUUUGAUUUGUAGAUGUAUUUUUUAUUUCUUUAAUUGUUUGUUGCCAAUAUCAGUUUCAUAAUAUUGUGAUAUGUCAGUUUUAUAUGCAGCAUUUGCAAUUUUCCUGCAAAAUUUUAUUUAUUGUCAUACAGCAGCGCAAGAUAGCAAAAAUAAUGACAUUUCAAACUACAACUUGUAUUAUAAUGUUAUUAUCAUUUGCAUUAUUACUUUAUUACUUCAGACUUAUUACUAGUUUUUACCUAAUAUUAUUUUAGCUUUCUUCUUAUAUCAUAUUUCUAUUUUAUUGUGCUUCUGUUACACAGUGCAUUUAUUCCCCUGUAUUAUUACUUAACUACUGCAAAGCCAUUACUAGUAUUGAUUCCUACUUUGCCCUGCGACAGACUGGCGACCUGUCCAGGGUGUCCCCUGCCUUCGCCCAAGUCAGCUGGGAUAGACUCCAGCACCCCCCGCGACCCGAGUGAGGAUAAAGCGGUGUAUAGAGAAUGGAUGGAUGGAUUCCUACUUUGAUAUUCUAGUCUUAUUUGAUCUUACUUCUUGUAUUGUACUUUUAUCUUAUUGUAUUUCUAGUAGGCAGUGGGUUCAUUCUCAUGUUAUGCUCUUUUCUUUCUUUUUUUUAGCUAUUUAUGGCUCAAGAAUUUCUUCAGGAUAUAGAUAGAUAGAUAGAUAGAGUGCAAAAAUUAGUGGUGGUAUUUGCAAGAAAUGAGUGGAUGAGUUUAACAUGUUGUGGAAGAAAGUGGAGUCCAAGUGGAAACAGUGUCAGAAGUGAUAUGCAACAGAAUCGUACCAGAAAGAGUAAAAGGUAAAAAUGAUAGAAGGACCAGUUAUAUUAAAGACAGUAGGAAGUGGAGCUGAAGGUAAAAGAGUUAAAGAUGCUGUGAUUUGCUCUGGAUGGGUGUAAGUAAGAAAAGCAAGAUUGAGUUGGUUUGCAGAGGAGAUAUGUCCAGUUUACUCUGGAAAAGAUGCAGAAGAUGGAGUUGCCAGUUGAGAACAAAAUCCAAAGAGGAGGUUUAUGGAUGUGGUGAGAGAAGACAUGUAAGUGGAGGAGGACGAGAUGGAACCGGAGCAGGUGAAAGAAGAAAAAGAAGCAGAGAGAAGAAGUAAACUGACUAGCGUUGAUACUGGCGUGGACUAGUGAUUAAUAACAGUUAAUCUAAAAAUGAAAAUUCAGAAAUUGAAAAAGCUCAAAUUUAGGACGUGUUAGUAAGUUAGUCCUAAAUUUUUGGUUCUAUUAUCCAACUCAGUAUAGUGCAAUAUAUAUAUAUAUUUUGUAUGUUUGUGUAUUUGUUUUGUAAUAUAUAUUGAUCAGUCAGAGCUGUUUUAUCUGAUUUGGAAUUUAAAAAGGUGUAUCUAGACAGUUAUAUAUACAUAUUUUUCCUUCAUAAAUUUAGAAUUUUAACUUUUAUGUUGUUUGUUACUUCAUUUUAUUCAGAAAUCAAAACCAACUCACUCCAAUUUAGGGCAUUCGCUGUGCUACGUGACUGACCCAGCUGUUAAACUGUCUUGUCAGUGGUUUUGCAAAUUCAUGGCAUCCCCCUUAUGUGACAGCCAUCCAGCAAACACAUAAACAGAAAACGUUUCAUUUGGAAUGGGGAAACAUGAGCUUUGCUUAAUUAGAAACAGUUUUGGACAGUUUAUUCCCAGUACUAUUAUCACUUUAUGAAUUUCAUUUAAAGCUUUAGUCAAAAUUGUUCCAUUUUCAGUUGCUCCAUGUUCUGUGCUACUUACAUAAGGUCAUGGUAAAAGCAGUUCAUGUUUCUACAUUACUCCUUACAUUAGACUAAAGACCUAUUAUUUUUAUGAUAUUUUGUGCAUUGCAAAUCAAAUUGCAACAUCUGUCCAAAAACUUUUAUAUUUUGCCCAAAUUUUUGAACUGUAUCGUGGAACUUGCUUUUAAUAAAUUCUGCUUCAGUGAGUAAUGUUUUUAUAUCAUACUCAUACAUCCAACAAAUCUAGCAAUAAAUAUCAGUUCAACUCUGAAUAGUGUUUGUGUCUUCCAGCUAACUGUUUUGGCUGCAUUUUUGGUUGAAAUUUCACGAUUUUCUGUGACUAUUCUGGUCGAUGUUGCUUCCAGCAACAGCAGGCAGCUUAAAAAUGCAGCUACUUGUCCAGAACUGCACAGCUGACAGACAAACUGACUGUUUAACCAAAUACAUCCCUCAGGAGUUGCUGAAGAGCAAACAGGGUCAAUACUGGACUUAUUUCACCAGGUAGUAAAGCUGCUGUGCGUCUGAUAAAUGCACAAACAGAAGACUGUUUGCCAACACCUUCUCCAAAUCUGUAUUAUAUGUUUCCUGAUAUUGAAGAUGGCACAAUUUCCUUUACAAUUAAAGAAGAGAGUCCAGAUGAGGCGCUUUGGAUCAGUGAUUCUGCCCGAGCGAUUGAUUCUGCUGUACAAUACCCGAAUGCUGCUAACGUUCCGGGAAACCAGCAGUUUGAAGACCAGCACCAGUUAACCCAUUCAGAGGUCACCAGACAGAAGCCUUCAGAGUUCAGCGACUCGUACAACUCUGGUCCGCAUGCAGUAGACAUCAGUGGCCUUCAGUUCACAGUCAAGACCGAGAAGGAGGAGGACCGAUUGCCGUUCAGACAGGAUGGAUGCCAGCACAAUGUGGGGAAGCAGACUCAGCUCGCAGCCGACUUUUCUAUGGAUGAAAGGGAAAAUCAGCUCUGGUCAUCCAUAAUUGAAGGUAAUGACAUUGAGGCUGGUUUUCCGGACUUCUCGAGUGUAGUUGAGGAGUACUCCAACACAUUCCCAGACCAUUCAGAUGCAAACGUGAUUUCUAACAAGUCGACAAGUGUCCAGCAGUCACAGAGGCUGUGCAAUGGGAUCUACAACAGUGAUGCUCCUCAGUCAUCUGGUUUUCAGCCCAGACCUCAGGCUGCAUUGUCGCAGCAAGACAAGCAAAAGGAACAAAUUUACCCGCAGAGAAACGCCUCGCAUGGCGCCCAUCUGAGGCAGCCAGAUGAAGACUCCGAGAGGGAGGCUGCCACCGGAGAUAGAGCAGCUGUAACUCACUCGCACAACACUUUUACACCGAGCAGCUUCCACCCCCACAAGUCUCACUCCGGCGUGGCCCGGGGCUACGCUUGCUCACAGUGCGGGAAGACCUUCAACCGCUUGCACCAAUUCAAACUGCACCAGCAGAGCCACAAAAGAAAGCGAGCGUUCUGGUGCACGGUAUGCGGUAAGAGCUUCCAGUGCUCAUCCCACCUGAGCAUCCACCACCGGACGCACACGGGGGAGAAGCCGUACGGUUGCGGACAGUGCGGGAAAAGGUUCACACAGCAAAGCAGCCUGAGGGUCCACCAGCGCACUCACAGUGGGGAGAGACCCUACAGCUGCUCACAGUGCGGGAAAACCUUCAUCCUGAUGCACCAUUUAAAACGGCACAGAAUAAUUCAUACGUACAGCUGGGGUGGAGAUGUGUGAUGCUCCGGAGAAAGAAUGGACUCAAAUAACACUUUGAACCAAAUCAGAAAGCCACUGAGCGGCAGCUUUUUUGUUUGUUUUUUGGGUUGUGAUUUUUAACUUUGUGGUGUUGCUGACAGACUUUGUAUAUUAACGCAUAAUUUACUAUGCAAAAUCCAUCUGGAUGGAUUUUAAGAUUUUUGCUUCUUUUUUUUCAAAAUAUUGUCUUAAAAGGAUCAAAAUGUGAAGCUGAAUUCCACCUUUAUUCACUCAAGUCAGUAUUUGUAAAAUACUUCCAAAGCUAGAAAUCCAAAAAAACAAGGUCUAAAAUGUGGAGUCAUUAAACAAACCCUUCAGCCUUUCCUCUGACACUUACCUACGUACAUACAGACCCUCACCCAAACUCUUUGUCUUUUAGCUUGUCAUGUAGAAACCAGCCUUACUUCAUCUUAGUACUGAAACUUAAGAAGCACAAGAUGCUCAUUGCCCCAUCCACUCUUUGCUUAAAGGUGGGUCUGCGUUUCUGGAUAUUUAGCUAGUUAGUUUAUUCAGUCAGGGCAGUGUAUGAACACCGGAUUUUUUUCAGCACAAAUGAAAUGGACAUCCAGUGGACUAUGAGUGUAUUGGAUUAGAAUUGUGUACUCCAUAGACAAGUGGGGUUUCCACUCAAAUCCAUGAAAGCACCUCAGGUUCAUGUUUUAAUGUCAGCAUUGGUAAGACUGCCUGACUUUUGCUCUGUUACAUUUUCCAUGAAAAUUCACCCCAAAAUUCUGUCCUCUUUUUAAUGCUUUAUAUUAAAAUGAUUGUCAAAACCA